GGAAACGGUCGCCUAUGAAUAGGCGGCUACUGCGGGGCCAUGGACAAGUCGAGCCCCGAGUACAAGGAGGCGCUGCACGAACAUGCGCGGACGCUGGGACUCGACCCGAUCCAAGAAGCACAAUAUCUCUGGAUCGUGGAGGAGGCGCUAACAGCGCCGCUACCUGACGACUGGGAGCAAGGCGAGACGGACGAUGGCACGAUCUACUACUUCAACGUCAACAGUGAAGAGAGCAUUUGGGAGCACCCGAUGGACGGCCACUACAAGGAGAUGAUUGCGAAGAAGAAGGAAGAGGACGCCAAGAAGCUCGCAUUCAAUAGCGCGCCCAAGAAGGAUCUCGGCCGGCGCCAGACGUCGGUGCAUGAAUUCGACAUGGUCGACACGAUCGAAGACAUCACUUCCAACAAGCCAGCGCCGGUCACGAGCGCCGGAUCGGCCUUUGGGAAAGACUCGAAGGCGUGGCUUCUCGACGACGAAGACGACUUUGAUGUGCCGUCGCCAACGCCGAUGCCCAAAAGUUUUAGCAUCGUGUCAUCCAUCAAAAAGACAGAGGAGCACACGGUAGUGUCGAAAGCGGUGCCGACGCCGACGCCACUGCUCUCGACGCCCAUGGCACCGACAGUGACAACGACGGCAACGACAGCGAUCAAGACAAUGGGCAGCACCGUACCUACGAGUACCAACAAGGAGGCCGAGAAACAGAUCGAAACCCUUCGCGCCGAGAUCGCCCAGCUCAAAAAGAGCCAUGAGACGGCUGAGAAGCAAGCCAAGACCACGCGUGACAAACUCAACCAAGAGAACGAGACGCUGCGUCGGGGAAAGGAGGCCGCCGAGACGGAAGCAAAAGAAGCCAACUACCUGCGCAUGAAGAUCAACGAGCUCAAAACCAAGGUCGCAGCGCUCGAGGCGCAGACAACAAAGGGCGAUCCGGACGCGUCCCGUGCCCUCGACGGGCUUCGCGCUGACGUGGACGCCAAGACCAAAGAAAUAGCCGAGGCGCAAGCGCAGCUCGAAACAGCCAAAGACGAGCACAGUCGCGCCAUCCAAAAGCGCGAGGACUCGCUCGCAGCGCUCAAGAAGGAGCAUGCAAUCGAAGUGGAAGCGCUGCAGGAGCAGCUCUUGCUGCGCCAAGCAACCAACAUUACACUCCAGCACUCGACUGGCGAGCUUGAGAAGCUCAAGAAGCGCAUUUCGGAGCUCGAAGACGACGCCCUCAAAACAGCCAAGGAUCACGCCAAAGUUGUCGAGGACCUCAAUGCUGUCCACGCCGAGACUAUAGCAGCACUGGCGCUUGCACAAAAGAAAUGCAGCGAAGCGGACGCCGCACAAGCCUCGCAGCGCGACCAGCUCGACGCACAAACGAGUCAGCUCGAGGCCAAGCUCAAGCUCCAGGCGAAAGCGACCGAUGACAUGUCGCAGCAGCUGCAAGACGUGGAGCGUCAGCUUCAAGACACCAAGGACAAAUGGCGCACUGCCACUGCGCACGGCGACGAGCUGGCUCUACAUGUGCGCCGACUCGAAGACAAGGAACGCUCGGCAACAAUGGCGUUCGCGGACGAAAAGCGGCUUUUGGAACAGAGUGUGAAAUCCUGGCAAGACCGACUGCAAGCCGUCCAGCGCGAUUUGGAGACGCUUGGGGUCGCUGCAAAAGCAGAGAAGGAGGCCCACGCCCAUGCGCUCUCGGUCGCCAACGACGCUCUCAACGAGAUGCGGCGCGAGAAGGAGCGCGCCCUGGGCCAGUUUGGCGAAGUCCAAGCAUUAAAGAAGGACAACGAAAGCCUCAAUCUGGACCUGGGCCGUGUUCGGGAUCAAAAAGCAAAUUUGGAGUUUGAGCUUCGGAACCUGAAGCAAGCGCAGUCGGUGGACACUUCGCAGCUCAUGCAAUACAAAGUGCAAAUCGAGGAGUACGCGCGCAAGGAGUUUAUGGAAAAGCAGCGGUUCGAGAUGCUCGCGGGUGAAAAAGUCAGCAUUGAAAAAAAAAUUGGAGCCAUGGACGCCCAGAUUCAGACGCUUCGAGCCGAGCACCGGACCGACCUCGACAAGUAUUUAUACCGCAUCCGAGAGCUUGAGAGCCAAAAUGCACGGCUCGAAUAUGACAUUUCGCGCGCCGAAGAAAAGUUUUCGACAGCGGAAAAGUGGCGCCUCAAAGAAGUGAGCCGCGUCGAGCAGCGGGACACGGAGCUCUUGGAAAUUAAGGAAGAGCUUGGUCGUGCGAAGGCCCGCAACAUUGAAGGCGAGAACCACCAUUUGAUCAACGAACUUCGGGGCCAAACCAAGCUGCUCGAGCAAAAGAUUAUCGAGCUUGAGCGGGCGCUGGCCAACGAAGUGUCGGUCAAAACCCAGGCCGAGCGUCUCUGGGCCGCGGAAGCGGACAACGCCAAGAAGCAGUGGACGGCACAGAUCCCGCAGCUUGCUGCCGCCGCCACGCAGCGCGCGAGCGACGAGUGGAAGAAGCGGUGCGACGACAUGGUCGAGAAGAUCAAGGCCGAGUACCAAGACAGCUGGCUACAAGAGCGCCAGCAAACAACGACGCGGGAAGCGCAUUGGCACGAAGCGAAGCGCGACCUCGAGCGCCAGAUACAAACGUUUGCGUCCGAGAAGGACUUUCUCACCAAGGAAAUCUCGCGUCUCGAAGACAACAACAAACACCUCAUGGAACAGCUGCAUACGAUUCGAGUCUACCUGACGCAGCGACCGCUGCACGGAACGUUCCCACCGCCUCCGCAGGUCGUAUCGCCGGCACCCACCAAUGUGGCGACGGAUCCGCAGCUCUCAUCACACCUGCAACACCAGCUUGGCGUCCUUCACGCCCAGUUCCAACAGCUUUUUGAAGCGUCGACGACACCGCCGCCGGCUCCACGAUCCAGUUACGUGAGCGACUACAAGCCUGCACCAGAGACCCCGCUGCCAGAGACAGCACCCUCUGGCGCUCACCUCCUCGAAGAGAAGCAGCGACUCAUACGGUCCAUGGAAGACGUGGGCUUGCAACGAUCAUCGAGUGAGUGGAUACCGGUGAUCGACACGGCCGACCAGCGCAGCCUGUGGUAUCGGCAAGGCUAUUGGAGGUCAAAAUACACCUAAUACACGACUCCACAUCUUUGUACCACCA
Molecule: messenger RNA, 3109 nt
Organism: Saprolegnia diclina VS20
Lineage: Eukaryota; Oomycota; Saprolegniomycetes; Saprolegniales; Saprolegniaceae
Exons: 14
Coding region: 40-3081 (1013 amino acids)
Molecular function (GO): protein binding
Source: RefSeq, a predicted model, not a curated record